This is a messenger RNA of Branchiostoma belcheri (Belcher's lancelet), 3147 nucleotides long. RefSeq names its product solute carrier family 25 member 38-like. The coding region runs from base 705 to 1436 and encodes 243 amino acids. Lineage: Eukaryota; Metazoa; Chordata; Leptocardii; Amphioxiformes; Branchiostomatidae. The transcript is spliced from 8 exons. Gene Ontology annotation, molecular function: glycine transmembrane transporter activity. Gene Ontology annotation, biological process: glycine import into mitochondrion. Gene Ontology annotation, cellular component: mitochondrial inner membrane; mitochondrion. The record is from RefSeq and is a predicted model, not a curated record.
AGAAAGCAGGGUGAUUCCCAACCAUGGGCCUCACAAACGCUUUGUCGCUACCAAGAGUAGGUCCUCGCGAAGUUUCUCUCCAAAUCUCCGUUUCAAAUGUCAUUUCUGGCCACGGAUUUUAGAGUUAAGAUGACAUUGCUGUGCCGGGUGGAUGAAAUCUACUACUCCGAUUAUUCGGACACGGAGCUUGUCUAGGCUUCUCCGUACCAGCGACACUUCCAAAGGGGGAGGGCGACUUGACUUAGUAGUGUUGCACAACCUCAGCUGGUACGGAGAAGUUUUGGGCAGUAGUCUAGCUAAGUAUACAAUUAGAAGUCUAUCGGCAGCUAUUCCAGGAGCACUGGUGCUCAAAGAAAAAUCCCCGUCGUUGGAGCGAGCUCGAGCCACUAUGGAUUCCAUUAUUGCUGCUCCAAUGAUUAAGUCAUUUCUGGCAGGAUCGUUCAGCGGAACAUGCUCCACAAUUCUCUUCCAACCGCUGGACUUGGUAAAGACAAGGCUACAGAGCCCCCUGGCCAUCGGGUAAGGCACUACAGGUCGAUUUCGGGGGUGUACAACCCAAGCACGAUAUGGGGUGUGCCCGCAAACACGGUCGGUCGGUCAGCCUGGGUACUGGAGCACUGGUGGUGAUGGUACUAAGUACACUAAGAUGCACGCUGGUGUGAUGUUACGUUAGUGGGGGCACCUGUGGCUAUGAUCCAGUAUGGAUGAUAUGGUCCAAGAGCCAUGCUGGCAUGCUUAAGACCCUGGUCACCGUCAUCCGCAAUGAGAAAGUGGCUGGCCUUUGGAAGGGGGUCACCCCGUCUAUCUGGCGCUGUGUGCCAGGAGUCGGGAUGUACUUCUGUACUCUGCACGAGCUCAAGGCAUUCUUCUUCAGCGAGACUGACCCAACCGCAGCCCAGUCCCUGCUGCUUGGUGCCACAGCUCGCUCAAUUGUCGGCGUCUCCAUGUUACCUGUGACCGUAGUGAAAGUUAGAUACGAGUGCGGGAUGUUCCAGUACCGCGGCGUUGCGGCUGCGCUGAAGGACAUGUACCGCCAUGAGGGCAGGAAGGGCCUGUACAGUGGGCUGAGCGCCACUCUGCUGAGGGACGUGCCGUUCUCAGGAAUUUACUUCAUGUGUUACUCCGAGCUCAAGAAACGCAUACCCGGUGAUCAGCUGGACUCUAGUUUUGUCCCCAUCCUCCACUUCACGUGCGGCAUCGUGGCCGGAGCGAUGGCCUCGGCCGUCACGCAGCCUGCUGACGUCAUCAAAACACAGAUGCAGAUCCACCCCUACAAGUUCAAGUGGAUGGGGUCAGCUGCCGUCAGCGUAUACGAGAUUGAUGGGCUGAAGGGUUUCUUCCGAGGCAUCGUUCCACGCACCGUUCGGCGCACGUUGAUGGCAGCCAUGGCGUGGACAGUCUACGAACAGAUCAUGAAGACACUUGGGCUGAAGUAAGACAACGUCUUACAUCAGGCCAUUAUCUAGAUGUCCUCAAGAAGUCAAGCUCUCUGCCAAAAGGAACCUGUGAUAGAAACUUUAGUAAAAAAAAGCAAGGUCUUCAGAAAAGCACACAGAAUGUUUGUCAGUUUCUGAAACCGUCCAUAUACAACAAGCAAGAUGUGUGUACAGUGAAGUCAAGCCACGAAGGGCAAGAGGAGAAUCCAAGGAGAGUCGUUCAGGAGAGAGUUGAACGUGAAACUUCCAAACUUGACAGACUGUCGUAUUGCAGCAAAGUCCAGGAGAGGAGGAGCCAUGUUCACGAGCGAUCCUGCCAGAUUGGAAAUUUACGAUGUGUCUGUACCGGCAACCAUAGCUCCAGGCAAAACAGUGCAAUGAGACAACAGUCCCACAUCUAUGAGUAGACGUAAAGCCAGUUUGGUUCGCGUUUGGUCUGUGGGAGGGGGAUAGUCGUCGACCAAACGGAACAAAAACUGGAUUUCCGGCUGCACCAAGUUUUUCAGCCAUGUGUAGGAAAUCUGUAACGCUUUCCACGUUGUGAGGCUGAAAUAGAAAUGUCUGUCCUGACUCCUGUGAAAGGGUUGUUGUACAUGUUAGUUGUUAGUCACAGUUCAAAGCUAAGGAAUCAGAGGGGCUGCAAUGAGGUAUCAAAGAAGUUGAAUGGAUCCUGGUAGUCCAAUUGCUCAGUAUGAUCUGCUAGACUCCAUGAGUUUAGCUGUGUAUAUAUCAAAGUAUGCAAAGUAAAUCAUUAUAAGUGCCAAUGUUAUAACUUAAUCGUUGCGUUAUAUGCAGCCCCAUAGCUCACGGUUGAGACAUUUUAGCAGACUAAUUGUACAACGUGCUCCAAGGAUGUGCUCAAGCCAGGCCAGAUCUGUUGUCAAGUUUGAUGAUAUUUAUUUUAUGUGUAUACCGACUAAAAGUAUGACUGUAGAUUUGGGUGUACCUUUCCAAAAUGCAGGACAAUGUCUAGAUUGUGUAUGUGAAUUGAAUAUUUGACAUGGUCUGCAUUCUAUUUAAAGAUAACUUGCUAGUAAGAGAAACCUGGGUUGAGCAUAUUGUUAGGAGCAAGGAUGUGUGGAAAAUUUAAGGAUAUAGGAAGAUUGAAUUUCUUGAAGACAAGACUUACACAGAGUGGAUUUUUGAAGGGUGAACCAGAGCUUACAGAAAGUAGAUGUAUGUCUUAGUAUGUAAUCCAAGAGGAGACUCUUAUCUAGUAACCUGUCGUGUAUUUCACAUUUGAGUUUAACUCUCUUACACAAAACUUACAAUGGUUACUACAACAGGCACUCAGUGAGGUACCUGAUAAGUGUGAUGCACUGGCUUCUUUCAUUAUACUUUAAUAGGUACUGCCAUAGAUAAGUUGAUAACGUAAACUUUUGACCAUUCCCAUGUGAGCAAUCUGAAUGCGGGCAGAUUCUCUAGUUCCGGAAGUUUCUAUCUCUUGCGGCACCUUAGAAAGAUGUGAACAUGUUGCAACCGGUGCUUUUUUUCAAGAGAAAAACUACGCGAGGAAUCUUGGAAAGUUCUUCCCGUAGGAAGAAGCAAUGGCCGGGAGAAAAAAAAUAUCUGCCUUGUCGGCAAGGAAAGAUUUUAAAUUAAGUUCAGCCAUGCUUACUGUAUUAGCAUGAUUGCUGUCAUUGUCUGGGUCUGUACAUAUCUAAUUGUUUUGCCAUGUAUAAAGAAUAAAUGACAAUAAUGUUGAAGACUA